Messenger RNA from Aspergillus glaucus CBS 516.65, 1090 nucleotides. RefSeq lists its product as uncharacterized. NCBI's taxonomy places the organism in Eukaryota, Fungi, Ascomycota, Eurotiomycetes, Eurotiales, Aspergillaceae. The record is from RefSeq and is a predicted model, not a curated record. The coding region runs from base 52 to 858 and encodes 268 amino acids. The transcript has a single exon.
CCCAAUACAAUACAACAUAUCCCUCCACUCUGCCAUCUAACACACCAUAAAAUGAAUAACCCCACCCAAAACCAACACUACUCCCCCAUCCCCCGCGACCAAGUCCCCUGGCUCCUCUUCCGCGUCGAACACCGCCUAAGCUCCAGCUAUGGAACCCUAAGCGCCCAAGCCCGCAUCGCCCGCAUAGUCACCCCCCCAACCCCCGACGACUUCGACCGCCACCUCCUCAACUCAAAAUACUUCCUAACCCCCUUCCUCUCCUACUUCAGCAACUUCCGCCGCGCCCUCGCGCUCUACCGCGCGUUUCGCCUCGAGGGUCGUCAUGAGGUUACAAUCACCGCCCUCUGGGCAAGAGAUAUGGCCAACAUUUACAACGCCGAAGAAAUCGCCCAAACUCUCGGCUUCCGCGACGGCGACGGCGCAAACCCCCGCCGCAUGCUCCGCGACCACAUCGGCGAAUUCCUAAUCCACGGCGGAAUCGUCGACACCUACCGCAUCCUGACUAUCUUCCGGGGCAUGAACGCGACACCCACACCGACACCUAUCAUCCCGUCCCCCGGCCCCAUCACAAUCCGUGAAGUCGACGUUGUAUUCGAGUGCGAUGCGUAUCAGGCUAUCACGACGCUGCCGGAGGGGUUUCUGCCGUCGUCGUUGCAGGAUAAUGCGCUAAGGGCGCUGGAUGAGGAAAUUUAUAGGAGGACGGGGGUGUUGAAUGAUUUUUGGAGGGAUAUGAUUGUUAGUGCGCUUAUGGGGAGGCCGGUUAAUUGGGCGGGGAGGUUUAUGGGGGGUGAGCAGAUGGGGUUUUUGUUUGGGGAUACGGGGCAGAGGGUGCAGCGGUCACCGUUGGGAAUGGGUUAGGAGGGCUAGUAGGGUUGUAUUCACUUGGUUUGUUAGCGGGGUUUAAUUUUCUUCUCGUCUGGUUAGAAAGUUCUUCGAUUUGGAUUUUUCCUGUCACUACUAACCUACAUAUGCUACAUACCCGGAGUAAGGUGCUAUAUGCAUCACGCUGUGCUAGUCCAAAGCCCGUUAGAGACCUUCUACUAUAUGAGCAUUCUAUAUGAUAUGGCAUCUAUCCCAGAGAAACGUGCCA